This is a messenger RNA of Juglans regia (Persian walnut), 3141 nucleotides long. Its product is annotated as disease resistance protein RPV1-like. Gene Ontology annotation, molecular function: ADP binding. Gene Ontology annotation, biological process: signal transduction; defense response. The coding region runs from base 145 to 3117 and encodes 990 amino acids. The transcript has 5 exons. The record is from RefSeq and is a predicted model, not a curated record. Lineage: Eukaryota; Viridiplantae; Streptophyta; Magnoliopsida; Fagales; Juglandaceae.
UUGAUAGGCAAGGUGUGAGAAAGCGGCAUGGACUUCUCUUUAUUAAGGAGAGAUCUCUACAUCCAAUAAGUAGAUCUACAUCCAGUAAAUAGAGUGAUCAUCAGGCAUUACAUACACACGUACGUACACAGACUAAUUUCUUCCAUGGCCUUAUCUACAAUCUUUUCUAGUUCAUCCUCUUCUUCAAACACCUCUCCAUGGCGCUAUGAUGUGUUCUUGAGCUUUAGAGGAGAAGAUACCCGUAAUACUUUUACUGCCCAUCUGUACCAUGCUUUGAUUCAAAAGGGAAUCCGUACCUUCAUAGAUGAUGAUGAAGUUAAAAGGGGUGAUGAGAUUUCAACUAAACUCCUCCCAGCCAUAGAAGAUUCAAGGAUUUCCAUUAUUGUACUCUCAAAAAAUUAUGCAUCGUCAACAUGGUGUUUGGAUGAGUUAGUGAAGGUUCUUGAGUGUAAAAAAUCAAAGCAACAAAUAGUUUUACCUGUGUUUUACUACGUAGAUCCAUCAGAUAUUCGACAUCAAAGAGGAAGUUUUGGAGAAGCAUUGGCUAAACAUGCAGAGAAAUUGAAUGGAGACAUGAAGUUGCAGAUGUGGAAGGCAGCCCUACGAGAAGUUGCUAAUUUGUCCGGAGACCAUCUGAUAAAAAAUGGCAACGAAUAUAAAUUCAUUGAUGGAAUCGUUCAUGAGGUCUCAAGAAUAGUAAAUCAUUCAUAUAUACAUGUUGCAAAGUAUCCAGUUGGAUUAGACUACCAGGUACGAGCUAUCAAGAAUUUGCAUGUAAGCGUUGGGACAAAUGACGUUCGAAUGGUAGGGAUCUUAGGAGUCGGGGGAAUUGGUAAGACAACUCUAGCCAAAUCAAUUUACAACUCAAUUGCUUUUGAAUUUGAAGCUAGUUGUUUUCUUGAAAAUGUUAGUGACACUGCGAAUCAAGUGAAUCAAGUGCAUGGUUUGGUCCAACUGCAAGGGACCCUUCUUUAUAAGAUCUUUGGAGAUUGUAAAAGUUUGAUGGUUGAUAGUAUUGCUACGGGAAUCACUACGAUAAAGCACAGGCUUCAUUCUAAAAGAGUUCUUCUAAUUCUUGAUGGUGUAGAUCACUUGAACCAAUUAGAAACCUUAGCAGGAUGUCAUGAUUGGUUUGGUGAAGGAAGUAGAAUCAUAAUCACAACAAGAGAUCAACACCUGUUGACUACUCAUGGAGUUGAUUCAACAUACAAGAUGAGGGGAUUGAAUCACGACGAUGCUUUUGAACUAUUUUGUUGGCAUGCUUUCAAAAGAAAUAAACCGGAUGACGGUUAUGGAGAAUUUGUAGAACAAAUCAUAGAUUAUGCUGGGAGCCUUCCACUAGUUUUAACAGUGCUUGGUUCGGAUUUAUAUGGCAAAAGAGAAAAAAGUGAGUGGGAAAGUGCAUUGGAUCAGUACAGGAAAAUCCCACACCAGGAUAUUCAAAAAAUACUUCAAACAAGUUAUGAUAGAUUAAGUGAAAAUGAAAAGAAUGUUUUUCUUGACAUUGCAUGCUUUUUCAAUGGACAACGGCUUCAUGGUGUCAUUAAGAUACUAGAUAGUUUUGAUUUUUACCCAAACUCUUGCAUCCCAAGACUUAAGGAGAAGUGCCUUAUUUCAGAGGAUUUGGACGGAAGAUUGCAAAUGCAUGACUUGUUACGAGAUAUGGGUAGAGAAGUUGUUCGAAAAGAAUCGCCAAAUCCAGGAGAACGUAGCAGAUUAUUCUUUCAUAAAGAUGUUCGCGAAGUACUGGAGGAAGAUAUAGGAACAGAAAGAGUUGAAGCAAUUGAUAUAGAUUUUCCUGAAGGUGAUGAUAUUAUCCACUUGAGUCCCGAUGCCUUCAAGAAUAUGAAAAGACUCAGACUAUUUAGAUGCGUCAAUGCACACUUUUCUGGAGAGCUUAAUUGUCUACCUAAUUCAAUAAGAGUGCUUGAUUGGCCUAAAUGUCCUUUACAAUCUAUGCCAUCUAAAUUUCGUGGGGACAAACUCUCUAUUCUACACAUGCCCCGUAGUCGCAUCCAGGAGAUACGCUUGGAAUUUAAGAAUCUCACAGUUAUGAAUUUCAAACGUUGUGAAUUCAUAACGAAACUCUCGCAUAUUUCAAGCUGCCCAAAUUUGAAGAAAAUAGAUCUUGGUUGUUGUAAAAAUCUAGUUGAAGUUCAUGAUUCUGUUGGAUUCCUUGAUAAGCUGGAUGAAUUGUAUCUUGAUAGAUGUGACAACCUAAAGAGCCUUCCAAGGGUACUCCAAUUGAAAUCUCUGCAAGUCCUUGAUCUUAGUAGUUGUUCAAGCCUUCAAAACUUUCCUGAAAUCGAAUGUGAAAUGAUACAUUUAAGCAAAGUCAUGUUAUCGGGCACCGCAAUAGAAGAAUUGCCUUCAUCCAUUAGGUACCUCACUGGGCUUAAAAGUUUAUACGUAAGUGGCUGCAUAAACCUUAAGCGUCUACCAAGUAGCAUUCAUCAGUUGAGAUCUCUUUGGUGGAUUGAGCUCAACGAUUGUCCAAAUAUUAUAAGUUUUGGGAUGGAGGAGGAGGUGCAUAAUGGACAACCCACAAAUUCAACCGCUUCUGAUUUUUAUUUAAUUCUUAGAUACUCUGGCCUAUCAAAAUUGAAUUUCUUGGGGCCAUUUCAUUUCUUUCCCAAUCUGAAAGGAUUAGAUCUAUCAGGCAGUGAUAUCGAAAGCAUUCCUUCAAGCAUCAAAACAUAUGUUAGAUUGUGUUAUCUUACAUUGAAUGAUUGCAAGCAACUUCAAGAAAUUAAAGAGUUUCCACCGAAUCUAUUUGAAUUAGAUGCUAGUGGAUGCAUAUCACUGGAAAGUUUACCAGAAAUAUCAAAAGAAUUCAAUUUCCCACGGCUAAAAUGGAUUAAAUUGGCUAGAUGCUAUAAAGUGAAUUUGGGAAAUUGGAUGUCAAAUCUUGCAUGGAUUCGAGCUAUGAUGAUAUUUCCGGGAAAGAAGAUUCCAGAUUGGUUCAGCCAUUACAAGGAGAUCACUUCAAAUAGUCAUCGGUGUGAAUUUGAUAUUAAAGUGGCCCCACCGUAUAAUUUGGAUGACAUCAUAGGAAUUGCUUUUUCAUGUGCUGUUAUUGAACCCGUUGCAACUAUUGAAUUGCGCUUUUGUCAUUAGUACCAACGCCUGUCGUUCUUUGGU